CGACCCUUACGCCAUUUUCCCUCUUUACUGUCGUCUUCACCUUUCCAUCCGACAUCAGUCAAAUUACUUCGACUCAAAUGUCAUCCAAGCGUGGCCGUAAACGAAACGACAAUCUUCCUCCUAAUCGUGCAAGAGAUGUCCAGAGAGCCUUUCGAGCACGUCGCGCCGCUCAUCUGCAGGCCCUUGAGCUUCGUGUCUCGGAGCUCGAAGAAGAGAACAACUGCCUCAGAGCGGCUCUCAAUCUACCCCCUGCAAGCCGGCCUGCCCUUGGGAGAGGUCCCACAGGAAAAGACAAGCCCAAGAGUCUCGAACCAACGCCGGUAUCUCAGUCGACUUCUUCUAAAAGUAGAGCUUCCUCUUUAGCCGCGGAUUCACCUUCCCCUCAAAGAUCUGUUUCUGCUUCCCCCUCUCUUAUCGCUCCGUCCUUGCGUACAUCUCCAAUAGUUGAAGGAGGCACUUGGCAAAGUGAUUUUGGUGUCAGCGAGCAACAUCCUCAGCGCUCCCACAUCCCCUCUCCACCCACCAAUUUUAACCUCCGUCCAAGCAAUCCAAUUCUACCCAAUAAAACCAAUGUUCCUCAGUACGGUUUUCCUAAUUCUAUGGCUGCCCCUCCUGCUCGCAACAUAAUGACUUCGAGUGCGAUGCAUCCAUCCCAAAUGCAGUCCUAUUCCCACACGGGCGAUCGUCCUGUGCCACCCACCUAUAACGACAUGGGUUAUUUCAUGAAUGACGUGCAGGAUGCCCAAACACACACCCAACCUCCAUCCCAACCCCAGGCCCCUCCGCCCCCUCAGCCUCAGCCUCAGUACCAUUAUCAUUAUUCAUCUUUCCCUCCUGAACCCGCACAAUCCCUUAAUUCGCCACAUACAUCUCAAGCUUCGGCGCCCGUGCACCCAGAAGAGCAACGUCCUAUACAUCAACCACAGCGUACUCAGGCGCACCCUCAGGCCACGCCUUUACCGUAUCAACAGCGGAGGUCGUUGACAGAGCCGCAGGGGUUCAGGCCUUUCGGGAGCGAUUUACAUCUCCCUAAUCCCGUGCUCCAUCCCCACGGUAUACGCUUAGCAUCUCCACCGCCGCCCGUCCAUGAUCCACGAUCACAAUACUCGGGCCAAGGCAGACAUAUCACGGCGCUCCCAUGACGCUUCCCGGCUCCGCACCUCGCUCAGUUAAUUUUCAUUUCAUUAUCUAUCAUGAUUUGUCGUUUUUAGUACGUUUUCGCAUCCGGACUCAAAAAUGCUAUCUUGUUAGUCGCUGAGAUUUUAAGCAACUCUCACCUCUUGUAUCGUUAUUGUUCAGAUUUCUGGGCUACAAGCAUCUGCUAUUCUAGAUGUAUGUGCAAUCGAGUUAUAUAAUAAUACGUUCAAUAUUAAUAAGUAGCUGAUCAAGGAUGCU
Coniophora puteana RWD-64-598 SS2 is the source of this 1395-nucleotide messenger RNA. RefSeq lists its product as uncharacterized. The coding region runs from base 78 to 1142 and encodes 354 amino acids. Gene Ontology annotation, molecular function: DNA-binding transcription factor activity. Gene Ontology annotation, biological process: regulation of DNA-templated transcription. The record is from RefSeq and is a predicted model, not a curated record. The transcript has 2 exons. Lineage: Eukaryota; Fungi; Basidiomycota; Agaricomycetes; Boletales; Coniophoraceae.